Molecule: messenger RNA, 3948 nt
Organism: Hemicordylus capensis (graceful crag lizard)
Lineage: Eukaryota; Metazoa; Chordata; Lepidosauria; Squamata; Cordylidae
Gene: STEAP1
Product: STEAP family member 1
Exons: 6
Coding region: 307-1305 (332 amino acids)
Cellular component (GO): plasma membrane; endosome
Source: RefSeq, a predicted model, not a curated record
UGUCGAUUAGGCGAACCUGCGGCGUGGAGAGGAGACGCCGGUUCGGCUGGAAGGCGGCGUGCUUGGGGUUUGCUGCCUGCUACCCUGCCCCGGAGGCAGAGUUAACACUUCCUUCCUGUGAAAGUUUGAGAACCCCAGGUUUUACAUUACUACAUUUUAAAAAAAGAAGUCAUACCUCAAACCAAAUAGUGCAACUGCCUUUUAAAUGAGUUUUUAAAGCACCACCUAAAGAGCCCCCCGGGGGAAAAAAACUAUCCUGCAGAGCUCCUCUGGCAGUAGAGAACGGGCCUGUCAUUGGCCAAUAACAUGGAUCAGGAUGAAGAUCAGAAAAUGGAUCAGGAAAUAACUCAAAAGAAUUGUAACAAUUUGAUUAUGGAUUUACAAGUUACUGCCACACCAGAAGCAGCUGACUUUCCCCAUGUACAUCAAAGAAUCUAUAUAGAUGAGUUGGGAUCUCUUCCUUAUAAGCACGGCAAACAUGACCUUUUCCCUCAAUGGCAUUUACCAGUGAAGACAGCACUGAUACUAUCUUUGUUAACCUUUAUCUACACUUUUCUAAGGGACAUCAUCCAUCCUCUCGUAACUGCUCAAAAAAAUGAAUUUUAUAAAAUCCCCAUCCUGGUCAUAAACAAAGUCUUACCAGUGGUUUCAGUCACCCUUCUGGCCCUGGUUUACUUACCAGGCAUACUAGCUGCAGGCUUCCAACUCCAUUAUGGAACCAAGUAUAGACGUUUUCCACAGUGGUUAGAUCGAUGGAUGUUAUCAAGGAAACAGUUUGGGCUACUUAGUUUCUUUUUUGCCUCAAUGCACGCAUGCUACAGUUUGUGCUAUCCAAUGAGGAGAUCUUACCGAUACAAACUCUUGAACUGGGCAUAUAAACAGGUGAAGGAAAAACGGGAAAGUGCCUGGAUUGAACACGAUGUCUGGAGAAUGGAGAUUUAUGUGUCUCUGGGAAUUCUAGGGCUUGCUAUCCUUGCUAUAUUGGCAGUUACAUCAAUUCCAUCUGUCAGCCACUCACUGACCUGGAGAGAGUUUCAUUAUGUUCAGAGCAAGAUGGGUUAUUUAGCUCUGCUGCUGUGCACUAUUCAUGCAAUGGUCUUUGGAUGGAAUAAGUGGAUCGAGAUAAGCCAGUUUCUCUGGUAUACACCUCCGAGUUUUAUGAUAGCCGUUUUUCUCCCAAUUGUAGUUCUGACAUGUAAAAGCAUCCUGCUUUUCCCAUGCCUUAGGAAGAGACUGCAGAAGAUCAGAUCUGGCUGGGAUGCAAACACUAUGACAAAUAGGACACAAAUGACUUCCAGAUUGUAAAUUAAAUGUGCUGCAUGUCUUUUGCUGGAAACUUUGAAUAUUUUUCAGUACCUAAAUAUGUAAGACUCAUAUCUCACAUUGUUGUUUCAUGCAUCAUUCCAUAGAAUGCACUCCAUUGAUCUUGAUGGAGCUUACUUCUGAAUAUACAUGCUAAGGAUUAUGCUGCACAAGGGAAAAGUCAAUGGGUGGCUUCUCAUGACUGCCAACAAGUCUGCUGUCUGGAUAAAUGUUGGGCACUAGGAGUACAUGCUCCCAGUAGGGAUGUGCACAGAACCAGGUGGGGGGGUGCGCUUAUCCCUCCCUCCACUUCCCCCCACUGGUGCUCCAUUAGCAAAGGGUCCAUCAGAGCGGCAGCAUACCUCCCUGCUGCCCUGUUGCCUCACUGGACCCUACGUCACUGUAAGUACCCAACACGCCUAUGUGCGCCGGCGACAUGUGCACACGCCGACACAUGCAGGUGCAUUGGAUACUUCCGGUGACGUAGGGUCUGAUGAGGCAACGGGGUGGCAGGGAGGUACGCCACUGUCCCAACGGACCCUUUGCGGAGCCCCUGGUGGCGCAGUGGUAAAACUGCUGCCCUGUAACCAAAAGGUUGCAAGUUCGAUCCUGACCAAGGGGCUCAAGGUUGACUCAACGGACCCUUUGCAGGAGCCCCUGGUGGCGCAGUGGUAAAACUGCCGCCCUGUAACCAAAAGGUUGCAAGUUCGAUCCUGACCAGGGGCUCAAGGUUGACUCAGCCUUCCAUCCUUCCGAGGUCGGUAAAAUGAGUACCCAGAAUGUUGGGGGGCAAUAUGCUAUAUCAUUGUAAACCGCUUAGAGAGCUUCCAGCUAUAGAGCGGUAUAUAAAUGUAAGUGCUAUUGCUAUUGCUAUUGCUAUUUGCUAACAGAGCGCCGGUGGGGGGAAAGUGGCUAGAAGGCAUAAGUACACCCACCCCCGCCCUUAAAGUAAAAAAAAAAAACACCCAUCUUCGAACCGGCAGAAUUGCCGGUCCUUCAAACCAGUUCUGAGGCCCAUAAAGGGUUCUGAGCACCAGUUCUGAGCACAUCCCUAGAUCCUAGGGCUUGUCAUGUGAACCCGCCCAAGUCUGGUUCCUGAACCAGCCAUCCAACAUUCUGCUGAUUUUUCACGAUGAUCUCCGCCCACUUGCAGUCAAGAUUUGAUGUUGGGCUGAGAAAAUCAGUAGAAUUUUGGGUGGACGGCUCAGGAACCAGAUUUGGGUGGGUUCUCACAACAUGCACUCCCAGUUCCCAACAUUUUCCCAGGUGAUGGACUUGCUGGCAGUUGUAUGAAGUCACCCCGUCUGUUCUUGCUGUUAAGUGAUGGGUAAAACAUUUCUACAUUUCAUUAUAGGUGCUAUUUUUGAGAACGUUUACUCAAGAUAAUGCACUCAUGUAAGCAAAUGUUGCUGAAGUGGUGUGUAUAUAUGACUGGAUGUUAACAUUUCACAGUUAUCUUGCAUGUAAAUGUUUCAUUAAAAUCCCAGUGUUUGUUUAGCCAAAUUCAUCUUUAGGGAAACUAUGGAGUAAUAGGUCUAUCACAGAAUGCAUAGGCACAUGUAGUACAAUAGGGCUGCACCUCUUUGGCUCUCCUGCAGAUGUUGAACUUCAACUCCCAUUAUUCCUCUAUUGGGCACAUGUCACGGGAAUGAUGGUAGUUGUAGUCCAAAAACAGCUGGAGGGCCGAAGUUGUGCAACUCUGUAGUACAGUGAAUUAAUUAAUGCACAAGGCAUAAAAUGUAAACCUGGAGAUGCCCUGCCUGGAACAGCUUCCCAGUUUAAGGAUCUCUGAAGAACUGAAUAGCAUAUCCUGUAAACGCAAGAGAUCUAAAAGCUCAGCUAAGCAGACAUCAGAACCAAAGGAUGCAUACAGAUAACUGUGCCAAUGACACUGGACUCUUGCAGUGCACAAAGGUCUGCCUUAUUUAAAAAGUGCCUUAUGCAUCAGACCAUGGUCUAUGUCGUCUAGCAUUCAGUUUCCAGUAGUGUUCAGCUAGACAUCUGUGGUCACUCACCAGCAGGGCAUAAAGAUCCCUCGAUCUUGUCUUCCUCUGCCUUUCUCCUUCCCCAACAUUUGAUCUUGAGAGUAUAUUGUCUAUGUAUAUGAUGUUACAUUUAGCUGCUGAAAAAAGAAUCAAUCCAUUAUUAAAAAAUACUUUCUUUAAAGUCAUCUGAGCUAGUAACCAUUUUGUGUUAGUGAACUGUACAGGUUUAUUAAAUGUUCUGUGAAUAAGUAAUUCCUUUGUCAGUUUUCACUUUCAAUCAACUUUAUUGGGCGAUGCCAAAUUACAAUAUUAUGACAGAUGAAUGAUAAUGAUGUAUUGCAUCAAUUAAUUUAUUCUUUCAGCCUUAUAAAUAUUAACUUCUGCAGAAAGGGUUUUUUGGCAUGAAUUGGUUUGACAAUUCUUUUGCAACUUUUAUUUCUAUUUGGAAAGAUGGUGUUCUUCCAUCCAAUGUUAAAUUGAUUUCUUGGAAAUUGCUUCACUUUCUUCCUUUGAGACUCUGACUCAGUUCUGUAUUUCUUAAAGUGAUGUAAACUGACUUGUGUGAAUAAAAAUUUAAAUACGGCUAGAUAUCAACAUACAAGUGGAAAACAUUUGUUAACAUUUAGUGUAUUUAAAAUAAUAAAACCCUUUUUGCACUUUU